Messenger RNA from Rosa chinensis, 605 nucleotides. Its product is annotated as putative lipid-transfer protein DIR1. Bases 55 to 363 code for a protein of 102 amino acids. Gene Ontology annotation, molecular function: fatty acid binding. Lineage: Eukaryota; Viridiplantae; Streptophyta; Magnoliopsida; Rosales; Rosaceae. Gene Ontology annotation, biological process: systemic acquired resistance. The transcript has 2 exons. The record is from RefSeq and is a predicted model, not a curated record.
CCAGAUUGGAGAGGAAUGUACUAAAUCAGCUUAAUCAGGCAAUAGUUAAAAAGAAUGGCAAGGUUUAGUGGAGCUUUGUCGCAAUGGGUGAUGGUAGUUCUGUUGAUUGCACUGCUGGAGGGAGCCCAUGCUGUCUCGAUAUGUAACAUCGACUCUGCACAGCUCAACUAUUGCCGCCCAUCAGUGACCGGCAAGUCACCAAGACCGCCAUCAAAGAAAUGUUGUGGUGUUGUGCACCAAGCCAACUUGCCCUGCCUGUGCAACUACAAGGCAGUCCUCCCUUCCUUUGGAAUCGACCCUGCACGAGCAAUGGCAUUGCCUAAGAAAUGUGGCAUGAAAACACCACCUGAAUGCGUGGCUUGAAGCACUGAGGUUGCAGUGACUUCAACAAUUGUGUGAUCUUACUAUUUCCCUAUUUGUUUGUGGUUCUGUGUAGUCAUGAAAUCGAUCUUUAUAGUACCAUCUGCAUGUUUAAAACAUGUAUAUCCUGUUUGUAUUUCUGUAUUUGCUGAAUGUAAUUGGUUAAGUGUCACUAUUCCCUAUAUAAUGGAAUGACAAUAACAUGGUUGUCAAUGAAAAUCGGGAUCGUCACUGUUUGUCAUCUA